Molecule: messenger RNA, 1039 nt
Organism: Xenopus laevis (African clawed frog)
Lineage: Eukaryota; Metazoa; Chordata; Amphibia; Anura; Pipidae
Gene: coa7.S
Product: cytochrome c oxidase assembly factor 7 S homeolog
Cellular component (GO): mitochondrial intermembrane space
Source: RefSeq, marked provisional
GAGGACAGAGUGCUCUUGAAUGAAUGAGGCAUGGCUGGACUAGUGGAUUUUAAGAACGAGGAAGAAGUGAAAGAAUACCUGGAUAAUCUGGGCACGGAAUACUCUUACCAAUGUUUUAAAGAGAAGCAGCCAGACGGCUGCAAUCGGUUAGCUGAAUACUUAGAAAACAUCAAAAAGAACUUUGAAUCUGCAGCUCACAUAUUGAAGAUCAACUGUGAUGAAAAUGAACACAGCGAGAGCUGCUACAAGCUAGGUGCUUAUUAUGUAACUGGGAAAGGUGGGCUACCAGUAGAUCUGAAGGCCGCAUACAGUUGUUUCUUGAAAUCAUGUAACAAAGGUGGGAAAAAGUCCAUUGAUUCCUGCCAUAAUGUUGGAUUAUUAGCUCAUGAUGGACGAGUGAAUGAUGAGAAACCUGAUGCUUUAAAAGCCAGAGAUUAUUAUAUCAAAGCCUGUGAUGGCAACUUUGCAGCAAGCUGUUUUAACCUCAGUGCCAUAUACUUACAAGGAGCUCAAGGAAUCCCCAAGGACAUGAACAUGGCUUUGCAUUUUUCUGAGAAAGCCUGCAAUCUGGGGCAUGUAUGGGGUUGUGCAAAUUCUAGCCGCAUGUACAAACUCGGCGACGGAGUGACAAAAAAUGAUGAAAAGGCAGAAUAUUUCAAAAACAAGGCCAGGGACUUGCACAAGAUGCAGCAGGAAAGGACACCACAAAUAUAAUUUGGAGAAUAAUAACAGCAAAGAUACAAAAAUGUUUUUAUUUUUUUCAAUCAUUGUUGGUCAUGCAUAAAACCACAUUUUCUAAAAACAUUUAUUAAAAAAUAUAUUUUAUGACCUCUUUGUAGGAACUCUGUGCUUCAGCUAUAAUAGCUGUGUGUUUUGUGUCCUUUUCUGGAUACACAGUUAUCCUUGUAUAUCAAAAUGCUAACGUUCAUGCGCAGGUUUUAGAGAAUCAUACAAUAUCUACAGUAGAGAUCUACAUGUUUAGGUAGCAUGCAUCUAAAAAUUGUCUUUUGUAAUGAGCCAAUAAAAAUAUUCCAUCCUA